Molecule: messenger RNA, 2192 nt
Organism: Rhinichthys klamathensis goyatoka
Lineage: Eukaryota; Metazoa; Chordata; Actinopteri; Cypriniformes; Leuciscidae
Gene: kcnk10b
Product: potassium channel, subfamily K, member 10b
Exons: 7
Coding region: 320-2029 (569 amino acids)
Biological process (GO): potassium ion transmembrane transport; stabilization of membrane potential
Cellular component (GO): membrane
Molecular function (GO): potassium ion leak channel activity
Source: RefSeq, a predicted model, not a curated record
AAGAUUCGCGACAUGAUUCAAUCCCAUUCCCAGCAGAUGUUUCGCGCUUUGUUUCGCUUUCCUCGAAGUGAUGUGAGGCUGGAGCUGAUGAGAGUGGUUGGGUGGAGAGAGUAGAGAGAGUAAGGCGUGCUCGAGCAUCAUCACCAUCAUCAUCAUCAUCAUCAUCAUCACCUCUUGCCUUUGAACCAUUUGCUUAUUCUAAAGAAACAAACACUCCGAGAGCAGCGAGAAUGUAGCCUGUUGUAGUCUCUGGUUUGUGUGUAUAUUGUUAGGAUAGCUUUAUUUGACACUUUGAUACGGAAAGCCCUUCUGGACCAUCAUGAAAUUCCCGUUAGAGAAUCCAAGGAAACAGGUGAACUGGGAUCCUGAACAAGUGGCUGUUCAGACAAACAUCGUCCCUGUGAAGAAGGUUGAGUCCGGUGCGGUUCAGUCGAGUCUGGUUCAGGUCAUGCAGAAGCCGACGGGCUGCGAGGUCCAAGCGAACGCUCACUGCCCUCUCCCGCGCCUCUCCAUCUCGUCCCGCUCCGCCAGCGCUCUCACCGGGAUGGACUCGGGAGCGGACGGCUCGGAUCUGCACUCCGUCAUGAAGUGGAAGACGGUGCUGGCCGUGUUCGUGGUGGUGGUGUGGUACCUGGUGUGCGGCGGGCUGGCGUUUCGGGCGCUGGAACAACCCUUCGAGAGUAACCAGAAGGACAGCAUCACUCAGGAGAAGGCCCUGUUUCUGAAGAGGAACCCCUGCGUCUCUCCAGCCGAGCUCGAGGACCUUAUCAAGCAUGCAGUCGACGCGGUCAGCGCUGGAGUGAGUCCCAUUGGAGACACGUCCUAUAACUCGAGCCACUGGGAUCUCGGCAGCGCUUUCUUCUUCGCUGGGACCGUCAUCACCACAAUCGGCUAUGGAAACAUCGCACCCAGCACUGAAGGCGGAAAGAUUUUCUGCAUCCUUUAUGCCAUAUUUGGCAUCCCUCUGUUUGGCUUCCUGUUGGCCGGGAUUGGUGAUCAACUAGGGACCAUGUUUAUGAAGAGCAUCUUGAAGGUGGAAAAAGUUUUCAGGCAAAAACACAAGCAAAUCAGUCAGACCAAGAUCCGCGUCACCUCCACCAUACUCUUCAUCAUCGCUGGCUGCAUUAUAUUUGUCACCAUCCCAGCUGUGAUUUUCAAACACAUCGAGGGGUGGAGUACUUUAGAGGCCAUAUACUUUGUCGUCAUCACUCUCACGACCGUCGGCAUUGGAGAUUAUGUAGCAGGUGGAGAUCGCAGAAUAGAGUACAUGAAAUGGUACAAGCCUCUGGUCUGGUUCUGGAUUUUGGUGGGUCUGGCGUAUUUCGCAGCGGUUCUCAGCAUGAUUGGAGACUGGCUCAGGGUUCUGUCCAAGAAAACAAAAGAGGAGGUUGGAGAGUUUAAGGCCCAUGCGGCCGAAUGGAAGGCAAACGUUCGAGCGGAGUUACGCGAGACGCGACGACGCCUCAGUGGCGAGAUCCACGACAAACUUCAGCGGGCGGCCACCAUCCGCAGCAUGGAGCGCAGACGGCUGGGUCUGGAGCAGCGCGCGCAUUCACUGGACAUGCUGUCGCUCGAAAAACGGGCUGUGUUUGCUAGUCUGGAUGCCGGGCGAUUUAAGACGUCCUCGCAGGAGAGCAUCAACACUAAACUGAACAACCUGCGACUGAAGGCGGAGUGCGGCGGUCAGCAGGUUUCCUCCGAGGAAAACUUCCUCAACCGCUUCGGUUCGCUCACCAAACUGGCCAAACGCAACAGGAGUAAAGAUCUCCGCAAGAACAUCCCAGAGGAUGCAAACGGGGAGGGCGAAAUCCUCAGCAGUAACAGCAGCAAUGUCACACUGGGAGAGGAGAGAAGAGAGGAUGAGGAGGAGGUGGAGGUGGAGGAAGAGAAAAUAGCCGAGGCGAACACCGGCUUUACGUGUCUGCCUCACUUUCCUGAGGAACCCAAACAGCAGAACGGUUUCGCACCGGCCCAGGCCAAAGAACAAGAGCGAAAUAAAAGACUCGAGCAGAAAGAGCAUCAACCCUAGGCAGGCGACGACACGCACGGGAAGGCAAAUGACCGACGUCAGAAAAUGUGCCUUUCUGUUUUGUAAGCUGUGGCUCGACUCAUUACGAUGAACCGCAGCUGAUUUUCACUGUGACAAAUGACAAGUUGCCAAAAAAAUGUGAAAAGAGCUCAAGGAAUACAGA